Molecule: messenger RNA, 769 nt
Organism: Alternaria alternata
Lineage: Eukaryota; Fungi; Ascomycota; Dothideomycetes; Pleosporales; Pleosporaceae
Product: OsmC-like protein
Exons: 3
Coding region: 191-727 (178 amino acids)
Biological process (GO): response to oxidative stress
Source: RefSeq, a predicted model, not a curated record
UGACUAUGAACGCCGCGAAUUGGCCGCCAGGACGUCACAGCUGUCAUAGCUCCAUUUUUCUUUUGAGAGAGCUUAUGUGAAGAGUGUGAUCGAGCCCUUGUCGCUUCAAACAUAUCAUUGCAAUUGACCUCCACUUCCAACCUCAAAAUCUACAACAUUCCGAUCUCCCAUCAACAACUCUCUACACACAAUGGCCAGCCGAACCUUCACACCAAUGCUCCGUCAGGCGGUCCGCGUCUCGCAGCGAAAUGCUAUGGCGGCACCGUGCCGUCGCUUCCUAAACACCGAGACAGCACCGAGCCUCUACACAGCAAAGGCUCACGUUGUUGGCGCACGGACAGGACAUGUAGACGGCGAGAACCUCAAGGUCGACCUGACAAUGGCCAAAGCCCUUGGCGGCUCCGGAGAUGCCGGAAAGACCAAUCCUGAGGAGCUUUUCGCGGCUGGUUACGGUGCAUGCUUCCAAUCCGCCAUGAACGCUGUUGCCCCCUCUGUCGGCGUAAAGAUGCCCACCAAGACCGAAGACUCCAUCGUCGAAUCGACCGUAGAACUUGUCGGUAGCAUGAAGGAUCUGGACAUGGGAUUGCGCGUCCAACUCCUCGUCAAGGUACGCGGACUGGCGAAGGAGGACCUGGAGAAGGUUGUGUACAAGGCGAGGCAGGUUUGCCCGUACAGCCGGGCGACCAAGGACAAUGUGUACACCACUGUUAGGUGCGAGACCAUGUAAAGAACUCAUGGCUGCAUAGCAUUUCAUCAAGUCAAUAUAAAG